AUGUGUAUAUUUCAAUUAUAUCAAGUAAGUAAUGAUUUUAUUGAUGAAAUUAUAGGGAGUAAUUCAGGUUAUAUUUUAAGUUCUCUUGAUUAUGAUACUAAAUUCUUUUUAACUUUAAAAGAUACAAAUCAUCAUAUUAAUGUUUGUUUAUUUGGAACAGACAUGGAAGUUGUAUUUUGGGAGUUAUCUAAGAAGCAAAAAUAUAGGUGUUAUAACAAAAUUUUUAAAAAUUACCUUAUUAUAGUUAAUUGUGAUGUAUGUGGAUUAGAAAUAUACAACACUAACAAAAUCUGCAGUUUAUAUAACAUAUAUCGACUUCCUUUUAAGAUUGUUGAUUUUGAUAUUAAUGACAAUAACUUGGUUAUUUUAACAGAAAAAACAAUUGAAUUUUAUAAAAAUUAUAACGGUAGAAGAUAA
This is a messenger RNA of Hepatospora eriocheir, 417 nucleotides long. The record is from the annotation of a GenBank genome assembly. Lineage: Eukaryota; Fungi; Microsporidia; Hepatosporidae.